AUGCUGCCCUAUAGUUUCUCAGAAGGAACAGCCCAAUUGCCGCGAUUUGGCUACGAGCCGUCAACACAACAAUGUCACCAAUUUAUUUAUAGGGGACUUAAGGGGAAUCAAAACAAUUUUCUAACUCUUGAGGAGUGCCAGUUGGCUUGUCUUCCUAAUCCGUGCCCUUCCGGUAAGAAUAUAUUAGUAGGGGUCCGGACGCAAGGUAUUUUUUCUUCCAUCGGUAUUUUUAUCUCAGGGAUCCUGCCGACGCAAAAACAAAAUUCCCGAUUUCGGGAAAUCGGGAUCCCGACACAAAAAAGCGUCAGUACUUCCCGAUUUUCAGGAAUUUUUGGGAAUCGAGGCGGCAGGACUCCUGGUAUACAUAUGUCGGUAAACAGUAGCGGAAAUACGCUACAGAAUACAGUACGAUAAAUUUUAAAGUUGAAUUUUAUUUGACGUUAUUUUUUACAAUUAGUAUGGUACGAAAAAUGAGUAUGUCUUUUCUUUUUUUACAACGUAUGCAAAUUAAUAUUUUUACAUUCUAAUAAAUUUCACUUCGUUUCUACAAUGUUGGGGUAAUCUCGAACUGCAUAUUUAUUAUUUUUGAGAGAGGGUUUAUAAAACCUCUAAUUUUGUAUUCUUUAUUACGAUGUUCUCUGAUUGAUGAGUAUUUAUUCUGGUUUAUUUUCUGUUUUUUUGCUAUUUUUAGAGCUUUUGUUUGGGACUAGUACAUAUUUUGUUCUGAUUGUUUUGGUUUUUGUUUACUCUUCUUUUUUGUUUAUUUCCGUUCUGAUUUUGCGUUUCCGUCGCACCUACCCUUUUAAUAGGCUAUUUUU
Molecule: messenger RNA, 818 nt
Organism: Meloidogyne enterolobii
Lineage: Eukaryota; Metazoa; Nematoda; Chromadorea; Rhabditida; Meloidogynidae
Source: the annotation of a GenBank genome assembly